AUGUUUCUUUUUUUCCCUCUUCGUUCAGCCUAUGACAAAAUCUUUUCUUUGCUCGUGAUUUUUCGUUUGAUUUUUUUUCUCCUUUCAUGUGUCUCUCUCUCUUCAACCUCAAUAACGCUGCGAGGAACUCUUAGUAAAUACUGUCUUUUUUUCUAUCUAUCCCAAAACUUGUCGCUGGCGGUAUACCGGUGUAACGUGGCAUACCAGGGUGCUGCGAAAUUCGAGGGUUACGCGGCAUACCAGGGUGCCGCGAAAUACGAGGGUUACGCGGCAUACCAGGGUGCCGCGGAAUACCAUGGUUACGCGGCAUACUAUGGUGCCGCGGCACACCGACUGUCCAUAUCUAUCUAUCUAUCUAUCUAUCUAUCUAUCUAUCUAUCUAUCUCACCCUGUGCCUGCCUAUCUAUCUAUCUAUCUAUCUAUCUAUCUAUCUAUGUAUCUCAGUCUCUAGCUAUCUACCUCUGUUCAUAUCUAUCUAUCUAUCUCAGUCUGUAUCUAUCUAUCUAUUUAUCUAUCUAUCUAUCUCAGUCUGUACCUAUCUAUCUAUCUAUCUAUCUAUCUAUCUAUCUAUCUAUCUAUCUAUCUAUCUAUCUAUCUAUCUAUCUAUCUAUGUCAGUCUGUACAUAUCUCUGUUCACAUCUAUCUAUCUAUCUAUCUAUCUAUCUAUCUAUCUAUCUAUCUAUCUCACCCUGUGCCUGCCUAUCUAUCUAUCUAUCUAUCUAUCUAUCUAUCUAUCUAUCUAUCUAUCUAUCUAUCUCAGUCUCUAGCUAUCUACCUCUGUUCAUAUCUAUCUAUCUAUCUCAGUCUGUAUCUAUCUAUCUAUUUAUCUAUCUAUCUAUCUCAGUCUGUACCUAUCUAUCUAUCUAUCUAUCUAUCUAUCUAUCUAUCUAUCUAUCUAUCUAUCUAUGUCAGUCUGUACAUAUCUCUGUUCACAUCUAUCUAUCUAUCUGUCUAUCUAUCUAUCUAUUACAUAUUGAUAUCUAUAUAUGUCUGCCCAUAUCUAUCUAUCUAUCAAGUAUUAUUUCAUAA
This is a messenger RNA of Acanthosepion pharaonis, 1029 nucleotides long. The record is from the annotation of a GenBank genome assembly. NCBI's taxonomy places the organism in Eukaryota, Metazoa, Mollusca, Cephalopoda, Sepiida, Sepiidae.